This is a messenger RNA of Kogia breviceps (pygmy sperm whale), 1695 nucleotides long. NCBI's taxonomy places the organism in Eukaryota, Metazoa, Chordata, Mammalia, Artiodactyla, Physeteridae. The record is from RefSeq and is a predicted model, not a curated record.
GCUUCCUUAGGUCUGACUCAGGGUUUUCUCCCCAACUCCUCCACCUGGCUGUUGAUCUCCAGACUUUUCCACCUCCAAUCCCCAUUCUGUGCAGUUCUUCCCACAGCAGGGGCACUCAGGAGCCUCUGGAGCCUCCCCCAGGUCUGGGGCCCUGGGAGGGCUUCCUUCUGCUCUUGGCUGGACCCUUGGCUUGGAGCACAGGCCCUUCCUGUGGGACCGUGAGGCCCAGAGCGCCCACCCCGAGCUCCACCUCUGACCUUACAAAGGCUGCCUCAGAACCUGGUCUCCGUGGUGCUGCUGGCAAGAGAAGGGACGCUAUUUUGGGCAGUGCGUCCAGACUUGGCUCAAGUGACAGGGCCCAAACCCCUGCCCCACUGACCUCUUCCCUGGAGCAGCAGAGCAGAGCAGUGCUCGGGCCACCCUGAGGAGGCCCGAGAGGCGGGCUCUAGCUUGGGGACGCAGGGACAGCGGAGCCCUCACAGGGGCUGCAGCCAGAGCCUGAGACAGUCACGGAGGAACAAGUUCAAGACCUGCUGUGACUGAGAGGCCCCCAAGGCAGACGCUGGGAAGCAUAAGGCACUUCGGCAGACAUCUAAAAAUCUCAAAGACAGACUAUGACUCAGGCCGACAGGAAGAAGCGGUCCAUCUGCAUGUCCAAGAUGGUCACACCGCCUGCAGUAACAAGGAUGCAAGCAGUACUGCAGAAGGAGAUGGUGCGCGAGUUCCUGGCCGAGUUCCUGAGCACAUUUGUCAUGAUGGUGUUUGGUCUUGGCUCCGUGGCCCACAUGGUUCUAGGAGACAAGAUGGGGAGCUACCUCGGUGUCAACUUGGGCUUUGGCUUCGGAGUCACCAUGGGAGUGCACGUGGCAGGGAGCAUCUCUGGGGCCCAUAUGAACGCGGCCUUGACCUUCACCAACUGUGCACUAGGCCGCAUGUCCUGGAAGAAGUUUCCCGUGUAUGUUCUGGGUCAGUUCCUGGGUUCCUUCCUGGCUGCUGCCACCAUCUACUGCCUCUUCUACACCGCCAUCAUCGACUACUCAGGGGGAAAGCUGACAGUGACUGGUCCCACAGCCACUGCUAACAUUUUUGCCACCUACCUUCCUGACCACAUGACCUUGUGGAGGGGCUUCCUGGAUGAGGUGUUAGUGACAGGGAUGCUUCAGCUGUGUCUCUUAGCCAUCACGGACAAGGAGAACAACCCAGCACUGCAAGGGACACAGGCCUUGGUGAUCGGCAUCCUUGUUGUCAUCAUUGGAGUGUCCAUGGGCAUGAACUCAGGAUAUGCCAUCAACCCCUCCCGGGACCUGCCUCCACGCUUCUUCACCUUCAUUGCUGGCUGGGGCACACAGGUCUUCAGCACCAAGGACUGGUGGUGGGUGCCAGUGGUGGCCCCAACCCUGGGUGCCUACUUAGGUGCCAUCAUCUACUUGAUCUUCAUUGGCUCCAGCAUCCAACGGGAGCCCCAGAUACUGGAGACUCCCUCGACGUGUGAAGACCGCACAACACCUGUGUUGCCCAAGACCGUGUCUCACCCACCUGCGACCUCUUCCCUCACCCCUGUCUCUGUGUCCCCGACAACAGACCUUCAGUCCUGUCCCAACCUUAAGUGACUGCAUCUGCCUAGAGCACCUCUAAGUAAGACUAUUUGUGACCCCAUCCCCAUCCCAAUAAAGAAAGUCUUGUCCCACAGUGGCA